GGAAGCUCCUUCUUGUAAAGCCUUCAAAGCAUAUAACAAUGCAGAACCAAGGGAAAAGGACCAUUGGCUGAAAUGAACAAAAUGGAAACUAAAAAAUCAGAAUGAACAUAUGUUUAAAUGUUAACCAAACUGUUACAAGUUUUCAACCAUACUUCAAUUCUAAUGAUAAUAUUUAGAAAAUAAUUUUGACAUUGUUACCUUGGUCUUCAUGCCUUGAAAUCUGAUCUCUGACACCUCACUAUACCCCUUAUUCACAAUGCUCUGCCUGAACCAUCCUGAACAUAACAAGCUCAUUUCUGCUUUAGGAAUAUUAAAUUUGCUAUUCAUUCUGGAGGAACACCCUUCUCCCAAAUCUUCACAUGGCUGCUCUUUGUCAUCCUUCGUUAUUCAUGUUAAUCUUUUCCUCAUAGCAUUUACUAGUAUUAUCCUGAACCAUCAUCACCCGUUACUUAUUUGUUUUCUUUCUCCCACAACUGGAACUGUAAGUCACAAGAGAUUUCUGUUCUUUUGUUUACAACAGUAUCCCUAGAGCUCAGAACACUGUACGGAUAGCAUCCUAUAAAUAAAAGUUGCUGUAUGAAUUACUAUGACUGAGAAAUCAACAAAUGAGUGAAGGAACAAAUAAGGAUGAUCAAUGAUCAGAUAAAUGAUGCUGUGACCCAAUUCACUACAGUUCAUUAUAGUUUUCAACUGUAUCUACAACUUAAUUAUUAUUCCUAGAAAAGGCUGAAUAGUUUCAAAGUUGUCACAAAACUUCCUAAUUCAACAAAACAUCUUGCUGAAAUGUUUCGUUAUUUGAAAUGAUUGGAUCAAUUGUUUUUCAGUUUUAUGCACAUUUUUUAAAAAUGGAGUUAACUCUAAGUGAACAAUCCUCUUUCUUGGACCCAGAUGUUCUGCAGUAAUAAUUAAGCUCUCUUAAACCAAGCAUCCGUUUCCAAAUGUCCAUUCAUCCUCAUGUCAUGGAGAACUAACUUUGGAAUUGCUCUUCAACAGUAAAGAAAGAAGAAGCUGCAAAUCUACCACCAGACAUAAAAAUGCUUGAUAUUAGUCAUAUAAAUAAUGUCAAGACAUUUUUAAAUAAUUCACUCUAUCUACUGCAAUUUUCAUUAACUCCACACUUCUCUUCUUCUGCCUUCAGUUAUAACAACACCAUGGAUGGAGACAAUAAGACGUUUCUAAGUGACUUCACCCUCACAGGACUCUUUACUCACAGUAAAGCCUCAGGCUUCCUUUUCAGCAUCAUUUGUGCCAUCUUCUUUAUGACCAUGAUAACUAAUGGGUCCAUGAUCUUUCUGAUCCACAUAGACCCUCACCUCCACACUCCUAUGUACUUCCUGCUCAGCCACCUCUCCUUCAUUGACAUGAUGUACAUUUCCACCAUUGUGCCCAAGAUGCUGGUUGAUUAUCUCGUGGGCAAGAGGACCAUCUCCUUUAUCUCCUGUACAGCCCAGUACUUUCUCUACAUGGGCUUUGUGGGGGCUGAAUUCUUCCUGCUGGGACUCAUGGCCUAUGACCAUUAUGUGGCCAUCUGCAACCCCCUCCGCUAUCCUGUCCUCAUGAAUCACUGCAUCUGUUGGAUGACCUUGGCCAGCUCUUGGUUCGGCGGCGCUUUGGACAGCUUCCUCCUCACCCCUAUCACCAUGAGUCUCCCAUUCUGUGCUUCCCACAAGAUCGACCACUUCUUCUGUGAGGCACCCACCAUGCUCAGGCUGGCCUGUGGUGACAAGGCCACCUAUGAAAUGGUGAUGUACAUUUGCUGUGUCAUAAUGCUGCUAAUCCCUUUCUCCGUGGUGAUUAAUUCGUAUGCCCAGAUUCUCAUCACAGUGCACCAGAUGAAGUCAGCAGAAGGCAAGAAGAAGGCCUUUGCCACAUGCUCAUCACACAUAAUGGUGGUGACCUUGUUUUACGGGGCUGCCCUUUACACGUAUAUGCUUCCCGAAUCCUACCACACUCCAACCAAAGACAAGGUCUUCUCUGCCUUUUACACCAUCCUCACCCCCUUGUUAAACCCUCUCAUCUACAGCCUGAGAAACACAGAUGUAACAGGGGCCUUGAAGAGGGUUUUGGCGAGAUGGCGAGGACUCCGUGGUGUGACAACGGAAGAAUUCUGA
This is a messenger RNA of Equus caballus (horse), 2111 nucleotides long. The record is from RefSeq and is a predicted model, not a curated record. NCBI's taxonomy places the organism in Eukaryota, Metazoa, Chordata, Mammalia, Perissodactyla, Equidae.